This is a messenger RNA of Mercenaria mercenaria, 1042 nucleotides long. RefSeq lists its product as uncharacterized. The transcript has 3 exons. The coding region runs from base 104 to 658 and encodes 184 amino acids. The record is from RefSeq and is a predicted model, not a curated record. NCBI's taxonomy places the organism in Eukaryota, Metazoa, Mollusca, Bivalvia, Venerida, Veneridae.
AAAAUGUUAACAGUACAGCUUCAGUGAGCAUUGAGUAAGUUUAACAUUUCAUGCAAGUAUCUUUCGUUACUGUUUUUCAUUAGUUUCACAGAAUUGUUCUAUCAUGGAACGAAUCUUGGCACUAGUUUUUCUUAUGUGUAUUGGUUGGAUAUGUAUUGCUGAAACUGCAGCCAGAAGUAAUGACGACAGUGAGCUGUUACAACAGAUAAUUAGUGCACUCAGUGACGGCAGUAAAAAUGACGUCAGAGAUAUGAUGAAUAAGAAAGGGACGAGGAAUGACGUCAGUGGUGGCAACAGAAACAGAUACAGCGGAAAUUACGUAAAAAAAGGUGUCUAUCAUAAAGAAGAUGUAAAAGCAGUGGAGAAUGGUAAAACAUCUAGAGCACAUGGUCACGAAAAGGAACGAGACGCAAGUUUUCUCAGGGCGAUUGAAGCGUUUUUAAAUUCAAAGAGGGCUCGUGGAGAGAACGAGGAGAGGUGGCUUCAGGAUGAUUUUAUAAUUCGAGGAACAAAUGCGACGUCUACAUCGACAUCCACAUCGACAGUCGUGCCUUUAACCAACCCAGCAACUUCUUCCACUGCAGCCACCACCAAGUCUUCAUCCUCAUCCCUGUUUUGUUUCCGGUUUUGGGGCAAAAAAUACUGCUUUCGGAUUUAAACAGAGUCAUUAUAUUAAACAAACAACAAACUUCAAAAUGUAUCAUAUACAAAAGCAUACGUCAGAUCAUUUAGCCUGGCUCCCUACUGCAUGGUUAUUUUCUUGUAUGUUAUAAGUAAAUUUUAAGCCUAAAAAUAGCAGACUUUUAUCUGAUGACUAAUCCAUACCUGUGUUCGGAACCAAUGGUAACAAAAAUGUCAAGUGGAGUUACUUCCACUGUUAAUGCAGAAAAGUUAUAUAUAAUGAGAAUUAUGACAGAACAAACAUAGGGACUGGAGCCAGUCUGCAGAAGAUUUUCUUUACACAGUUUCUUCAUUCGCUAAAGAAUGGUACUAUUAAUUCGAAUGCUAUACUGUGUUCUAUUAAAGAUAUGUUAUACCGAAA